AUGGGCGCCGGCGCAUUGGCUCGGGCACUUUUAGGCCGCGCAAACACUCGACCGCCGCGUCAACGUCUGCGCGCGAAAACAGCGCGGCGCCCGAGUCUACAAGAAGGAAAAGCACCAACCCCAUACACGACAGGAACAAGGCGAAAAUGGCGGUGGGGACGGGCCCGAAAAAGCCAUGGUCGACGGCUUGUUGCGCCAUGUGCGCCACCGCCACGCACAGCUCGAGGCAGCGGCCAACCAAGUCUGCGGCGGCGGCCAGAACGGAGUCGGGCGUGUUGGCCGCGUGCAAAACAACGGGGCCGAGCAACAGCAUGCGGCAGUUGUGGAAAUAGAGCGCGACGUCCAAAGCCGUGCGCGAGUUUUCAGGGAGCGCGCCCGCGGUCGGGCAGAACACGGCCGAAAGGCGGCGCUCGAACAAGGCGAAGCGCGCGACUGCCGGCGCCGAGAGCGGCGCGUCGAACACGGAUUCGGGCCGCGCCACAAGCGCCUCGUGCGCCACCCGCGCUAGGUCAAGCUUGA
Clavispora lusitaniae ATCC 42720 is the source of this 519-nucleotide messenger RNA. NCBI's taxonomy places the organism in Eukaryota, Fungi, Ascomycota, Pichiomycetes, Serinales, Metschnikowiaceae. The record is from RefSeq and is a predicted model, not a curated record.